This is a messenger RNA of Seminavis robusta, 1500 nucleotides long. The record is from the annotation of a GenBank genome assembly. NCBI's taxonomy places the organism in Eukaryota, Bacillariophyta, Bacillariophyceae, Naviculales, Naviculaceae.
AUGUCAUCUUCCAGUGCAUUCCUGUGGGUGUCUUUCUGUGAAUACAGCAAUACAAUUCAGCUGAACGACUAUGAAAACAAGAAUCAAGUCCAUUUCAAAGUUUUGGAUCGUCGAGGAGGUGCAUCCGAAAAGAUUCUGGGCCGUCUACCUGGACAGAUGCGUCACGAGGAAAUCAAGCAUGUUGUGAUUUAUAGUGGUCUCCCUGGCUUGCUAGUGAAAGAGUCCAAGGUAGCCACGAAACUCUUUCAAGAAAUUGCGUCUCUGGGGUCCCUCCGAUCGUUGUCCAUGGAUCUCCUGGAGCGAAUGCCACAUCAUGCGUUCUUCCUCCGCCAGCUUCAAGAGGCUACGGCGGCAAGACCAAAGAGGAGUGGAACAAGAUUUCCAAACUUUGGCACAUGCAUGGACACGUGCCUCCUGAAGGCAUGUCUCACUGCCUCCGAUAAGCUUACAAAGGACCAAAUUCCCUCGGGAGUAAAUCCGACUGUCGUGAAGGCCAUUUGUUCGUCCAAGCACUUGCUGUCGUUGGACUUGUCCAGCAAAGAAUCCUUCUUGGGCCACAAUUGCAUGCAACACUUGAUCGAAGCUUUGACUCCACCUCCAACCAACAACGGGCUUUUGGGAAAACGCAAGGGCCACGAUACUGGUACCGGUGUUGCUACACUGGCGCAACUGAAACAGCUCCGUUUGGCCAAUUUGGGACUCUCCCUCGACAGCCUCCGAGAGCUUUGUCAACGGUUUGAGCAACACUCUUGCAUUGCCGAGUUGCACCUGGAAAACAUUCGUGUACUAGUAUCCUGCGGAGAUGUCGAGGGGCUUUCCGAUGGGCACUUUUGGGAAAUGCUGUUGCGGUUGUUGCGGCAAAACGCCUCUUCUCUUCUGCAAGGGGUAACCUUUUCCCUCCGGUAUCAAAACUACAACCGGAUCAUGCGAACCCAAGAAACGCACUCGCUCCACAUAGGACCCCCCUCGAAUAUCCAGCAGCAAAUCUACGAUAUCUUGCACCGCAAGAAUGCCACAGUGGGGACUUUGAACGUUGGCGUCAUGGUGCAUCCAGGAAUCCAGGUACUCCUCGACCUGAACCGAUUUGGAUUGGGAAGUUUGUGGGGCCAAAAGGCUUUUCCAACGAUCGAGAAGACUUUCAGGGGGCAAUGGAAGCGUUUGCACUCCAGGUAAAGGCAGAACGGUCCAAGGUGACAAAACCAGCAAAUCAGCAGGAAUUCGAGGUGCGAUUGGUCAGUGCAUUGUUCUCCCUCUUUCAACACGAGCCUAGCUUGGUUGGAUACUUUUUGUGAGACUACCGUACAAGUAAGUGCCGAACAACCGUGUUGUGUGCAUCUGCCUGGUGUUGAGGCUCGUCUCUUCCAUCAUGCCACACACACAUACCAGAAUCGCACGGACCAGUGGGUGCCAAUCGAAUCCAGCCCAGUGCGGUACAGUACCGGUAGGGGUACCGUAGCCGUAGGGGAUAAACAACCUAUAGGAAUACAUGUUGCGUAGCUC